Laccaria bicolor S238N-H82 is the source of this 885-nucleotide messenger RNA. RefSeq lists its product as uncharacterized. The coding region runs from base 1 to 885 and encodes 294 amino acids. Lineage: Eukaryota; Fungi; Basidiomycota; Agaricomycetes; Agaricales; Hydnangiaceae. The record is from RefSeq and is a predicted model, not a curated record. The transcript has 4 exons.
AUGACCCUCGGCGACGACUCUCCAGACACCACCUCGAUCCAGCUCCUCAGUGGAUCCCUCACCGACUUUCUUCAGUACUCACAUAAAGAGGCGUCAAAAUGGCUGCUCGACAUUGCACACGACAUUUGCGAUCCCGUCCGUCGCAGGGGUUCAUUAGAAAAACAGAUGGGGCCGCAGCACUGGCUUGCAGUUGUCGACACAGAUCCCCUCACUGCGUCGGUCUAUCGCUACCAUCUUCAUACGGGAGUGACGGUUGGUCUUGGAAAAAUCAGUCACCGUGAAGGAAGGUCUCACACCAGCACAACUGGAAAUGCAACGACAAUGGCUAAUGAUAUCAGGCAGCGUGAUGGUGAAAGGUGCUGGGUGACAGGAGCAACCGGUUCACUGACCAACAGCCAUAUUUGCCCGAAGCGCAUGGGGGACUAUACGGCCAGAAUUAUCUUUCAAACAUUCACAGGCAAUAACCCUUCUCCCGAUCUCACUAUUUUUCAUGAGAUUUUUGGCUUGAGUCUGCUAAGUUAUCUGGACACUUUAUUUGACGUCUAUCAGUUGGGCUUUCAUUACAUUGCUCCACAAAUCUAUGAGUGCCAUGUGUUUGCUAAUUCAGAUGAUGAAGAUUAUACUCUAUUUGCAACAUUUCGAAGAGGAUGCAACAACUUCAACCAGCCUCUCCUCCAUGGGCGACAUGUAGGCCCUCCUAAUCCCCUCCACAACAAUAAUCCCCCAGCAGGUCUUUUUCGCUGGCACUACCUACAACAAUUAUUUGCGUCAGCUGGUCGAAAUGCAUUGACUUGUGUGGAGUUGGUGGUGGCUUUGCAAGUCACGAGCCCAGCGCUGCUGGCGUCGUCAGCAAGGCUGUGGGUACUGGAGCUGCUACUGGUUUAA